AUGGAUUCCAAUGCCACUGUGACGCCGAUCGCCAGGCUACAGAUUCAGCCAACAGCGUCGCAGAGACUGGAUACAACAUGGGCGACUGCAGUAGCAGCAUUGUUGUUCCUAGCGAUCACGACCCGAUUCAUCAGUGGCUUCCUUGGUACCUCGAAGCCUGCUCAGAAUGGCUCCAGAAGUGUACCGAUGCUCCCUUACUGGAUACCCAUCCUCGGACAUAUACCGCAAUUCAGCUUCUCGCCGCAGAGGAUGUUGAACAAAGCACGCGACACGUAUAGAAGUGGUGUUUUUGCACUGAACCUGGGCAGCACGACUCACAACAUCGUCUUUUCACCUUCCAUGGGCGGAUCGUUGAUGAACCAGAAACACUCGAUUGCAAAUAUGGAUUCGGUCGGAAAGCAUGUCAUGACUGCCGUGUUUGGUUUCCCAAACUGCAAAGCAUCCAUGCAAAGAUACGACAGUGCCAUGGACGGGUUAAAUACGUGCUACAAGCAUCUGCUCUCCGAUCCAUCCUUGAAAGAAAUGGUCCAGAACACGAUUGAUGUGACAAAACGCAACAUCGCAAACCUAGUCACAUUCUCUGAGAGCAGAGUUGAUCAGGUAGGAUGGGAGCGAACGAGCAAUGCCGAAACAGUUACCAAAACCAAUGGAGAACAAGUUGUCGAGGCUAGCAUGAUGCAUCUGAUCCGGGACUUCAUCGCCGCCAAUGCCAACCCAUCCCUCAUCGGCUCCGACUUUGUUGACAACAAUCCUGAGUUCUUCCUGGAUCUUUGGGAUAUGGAUAAGGGAUUCAAAUGGCUGGCCACUGGACUUCCCGCUUGGCUUCCUAUUCCUCAAGUCUGGAGAGCAAAGGUGGCUCGCAGCCGUUGUUUUAAUGCCGUUCUUGCAUUCGAGAAAGCUAUGGAAACAACAGCAAACGGACAUGACCCAGGUCAAGAAUGGCAGUUUCUCGAAAACGUCGGUCCUGUCCUCACCGAGAGACUGAAACUUUACCGUCAACUCGACUUUACAAUGGACGAACGAGCAGCCUUGGAUCUUUCUCUGUUGUGGGCGAUGAAUGCAAAUGCAAACAUGCUGGUGUUCUGGAUGCUCAACCACAUCUACGCAGACAAGGCAGUCCUCGCCCAGCUACGCGAGGAAAUUGCACCUUUCGUGCACGCUGUCCGACCGAAACAAUUGUUCAACAUGCCAGAACCGCCUCGAGUCGAUACCUUUGAUCACGAAGCUUUGGCAAAUAAAUGCCCGUUGCUGAAAAGCUGUUAUGUUGAGUCUCUACGCUUGGAUACAGCACCUUGGAGUUUCAGGGUUAUGCAGGAUGAUCUUGUUCUUCCUGCUUCUAGGGACAAGGAUGCCGAGAAGUUUCUGCUGAAGAAGGGGACUUAUGCUCAUAUCGCUCAUGCGAUCCAUCAUACAGACCCUGCUUAUUUUGAUGAUCCACAGAGGUGGAGAGCGGAUAGGCAUGUCAAGCGGGAGCAAGAUGAUGGAGAGGUGUCUGUGAAUAUGGGAACAAUACGACCAUAUGGUGGUGGACAUUCAAUGUGCAAAGGUCGAGCAUUUGCCCAAAAAGAGGCUUUGGUCUUUACAGCCGCUUUCAUCAGCAUGUGGGAUAUGGAGCCUGUUGGAGGUGGUGCUUGGAAACUGCCAGGGUACAAACCUGCCACUGGAGUGUAUAGUACGAACGACGAUGUCCGAGUUUGGAUCUCGCGUCGUGAGAAUUUGCCUCAGGUCUGA
Molecule: messenger RNA, 1731 nt
Organism: Aureobasidium vineae
Lineage: Eukaryota; Fungi; Ascomycota; Dothideomycetes; Dothideales; Saccotheciaceae
Source: the annotation of a GenBank genome assembly